Molecule: messenger RNA, 1401 nt
Organism: Ichthyophthirius multifiliis
Lineage: Eukaryota; Ciliophora; Oligohymenophorea; Hymenostomatida
Product: zinc finger protein 259, putative
Exons: 2
Cellular component (GO): nucleus; cytoplasm
Molecular function (GO): zinc ion binding
Source: RefSeq, a predicted model, not a curated record
AUGGAAGAAAAUACUCAAAUGUUCGCUGAUAUAAAAAGCGAUUAAGAACUUAAAAAAAAAGCUAUGGUAAUCGAAAGCAUGUGUAUAAACUGUGAAGAAAACGGCAAAACAACUUUAUUAAUGGUAACCAUCCCAAUGUUCAAAUAAAUCAUAUUAAUGUCCUUUUGUUGCGAAACCUGCGGUUAUAGGAACUCUGAAGUCCAAUUUGGUGGAAAACUAAAUGACUAUGCUUCUAGAAUAACAUUAAAAGUGAAAGACAUAUCUGAUUUUAAACGAGAUUGUGUAAAAAGUGAACAUUGUACUAUAAGAAUAUCUGAAUUAGAUCUAGAAAUACCUUCAUCUGGUAAAGGAUCAGUGAAUACAAUCGAGGGAUUUUUAAUGAACGCAGUUUAGGACUUAGAGAGUGAUUAAGAAGAGAGGAAAGUAAAAAUUCCGGAAAUGUUUGAAAAAAUAAAAAAUUUCAUAGAAAAAUUAAAUAAAUUGAUUGAAGGAAAAGCGUUUCCUUUUACCUUCAUUUUCGAAGAUCCUUCUGGAAAUUCGUUUAUUAAAAACCCAUAUGCACCACAUAAUGAUCCUAAUUUACAUAUAGAAAAAAUAUCUAGGACCAAAGAAUAAUUAGAGGCAAUGGGAUAUUCAGCAGAAAACGCGAUUAUGAAUAUAAAUUAGGAAUAAAUGGAUACUUAAAAAGUAGAAAGAAUAAUAUAAUUAGAUGCCCAUAGAGUAGAUUUCUCAAAACCAUUGACUGAGGAUGUCAAGGGAGAAUCUUUAGUGUUCAAAGUACCGUGUCAUUCCUGUGGAUUGGAAGGCGAAUAGAAAAUGUGCUCUACUUCAAUUCCUUAUUUUAAAGAACUUAUAAUUAUGUCUUUCUUAUGUGGGUUUUGUGGAAGUAAGUCUACUGAAGUUAAACCUGGCGGCGAAAUGAGUGCUUUAGGUAGAAAAAUUGUACUCAAAGUGGAGACUUAAGAUGAUUUGAGGAGAGAUAUUUAUAAAUCGGAAACUUGCUUUGUGGAAAUACCGGAAUUAGAACUAGAAUUGUAAGCAGGAACAUUGGGAGGAGUAUAUACUACAGUGGAGGGAUUGUUGGAAAAAAUUUAGGAUAAUUUAGUAGAAAAUAAUCCUUUUGUAGGGGAUAGUGUUGAUCCUAUGUUCAAAGUAAAUAUGGAUAAAUUUAUUGAAAAUAUUAAUAAAAUUAGAAAUUUAGAGUCUAAAUUUGUAAUUAUUUUUAGAGAUAUUGGAGAUAACUCGUUUAUUCAAAAUCCAUAUUUCCCAAAUAAUGACCCCAGAGUAAUAAGUGAGACAUUCGAAAGAACUUUUGAAGAUAAUGAAGAAUUAGGAAUUAAUGAUAUGAAAGUAGAAAAUUAUGGAGAAUAAUUAGAAAAUAACGAAGUUAAUAAAAAUUGA